UUGUGUUGCAUAAUUCGGAAAGCGCUGAAGAACAUAUUCUGGGUCGAACGACAUGAGUAUGAUGGGCCUCAAUUGUCCGUAGGCCAUAUGAGUUGGUGAAUACACCAAGAUUCGCUCAUCCAUAGACCAUUCGAUCCCUUGAACAGGCUGGAUGGGGUUGACAACGCCUUGGAGCUGAGCCAAGUCACUAUUGUAGUGGCAUGUUUCUUGGUCUCGUGGCCAUAUAUUGACUGACGGUUCUCGUUUCUUGGGCUGUACUCUGAGCUGUAACAUCGAGUCAGGGCUGUAAGCCUCAGAAACAAGGUCGAUGAAAGCAUCGCACGAUGGGUUGUAUGAACGCACAAAGCAUUCUUGGAGGGUGUAUGCUGUGGCAUCAGAUGGGCCGUCACCAAUGUGGAUUGUCUCAUUCGAUCGUUCUUCAAUAUGAUCCUCGCUACUCCAUUCAUCGUCUUCGAGGCUAUCCACGGUCGAAUCUGGCGGAGUGGGCAGAGAAGGCUCUGGCUGAGGGGCUUCUUCUUGUUUGUCAAAGUGAAGCUCCUUUUUGUAGCAUGUCCUCUGGCUGCCUGCAUUUACCGGGAACCACUCCUUUCGAGUCUCGACAAUGAAGAGAUUGCCUGUUCUCUCGUCUUUAGCAAGCUGUAAUGAAGUCCAACGCUCGUCAACUGCGCCCUCUGAGUCAUGGAGACGCCAGAGGUUACGCAUCAGAGGCUUCUCGCAUUUGUCAUGGACCGCGUUGUCCACAGGGAACCUCACAACUUGGUAGAAGUUAUUGCGCAUUCCAUCAUCGGCUUCUGUUCUGAACGUGUUCGAAACACAGUAAAAUUGACCAUCGAUGAUUUCAAAGCAGAUGUCAGACCCUAUACUUUCCCCGUCGAGGUCCCAUAGAAUCAGCUGUGGAUCUGACCACUUGCGAGUCUGGAGAUUGAGGCAAUGAAUACCCCAUCUGUAGCUACCGUCUAGUCUGGCAUGUGAUUUUGAACCCCAGAACAGGUAAUUCUUGUCAUUGCGUACAAAUAGCGGGUGUCUUGAACACGGCCUUUGUACGACAACCCAUGUGGGAGAUUCUCUGAGCUCGAAGAUGACAAGCCAAUUGCUCGUGGUGGAGUCUUCGAGAACUUGAGUGGCAAGACAUGAUAAGACGCCCUCGGCGUAGUAAAGGGGUUCAAAUGUAUGCGGUCUUCGAGGAUCGUAAUCUCUUACUGCGAGCUUGAGGAGUAGCGGAACAUCGACUAUCCUUUCAGACGUGGACUUUUUGUCGAGUGUGCUGAGGACACGGAGAUGGUUGCUAUUAACAGUGUAGCACAAGUGUCCAUUUGUAUAAAUGAAACGAUCUGCCAUGGCAACUAUAGCAACCAUCCAUGGCUCCGCUGCCUGGACAGCCAUUCGCCGCUUAGCAAGCUUACGGAAUGACCUUGGGAAGUCCUUGGUAGACUGCGCCUCCUGAGCCUCUGCGGAAUACGGUGCCUUCUGAGAUGUUGUCAGCGGGGACUAUCUCACUAAGACAAGAGGCUGGGACGAACCAAGAGUGCAAGACGACACAUUCGUCUAUCGUAGAGAAUGUAGGUCAAAGAUUUGCAGGAUAGAGCCAAGUUGAACACAUCUUCAACGUUGAGUAACUCAACAAGAAGAGAAACAAUCUCGACAGGUAGUUUGAGAAUGCUCAUGGCGAUGCUGCGAGGAGAGAGCGAGGAGACAAGAUCCUGUUGAGCGGCGUGGGUUCAUGUUCACAAGUGAGAGGAUACACCGAGCUGUAUACAAGAUACGACGCUAUUCACAGCGCCCCGGUCGUUAUAAAGUCCCUCAUGAGACGAGAAGAGGGGAGCAGAGCCGCAAGAGUCCUCGAGUUCCGAGUCAAGAUUCACAGCCUUAUCGCGUCCAAGGAGCCUACCCCCGCUCCGAGGAAUGCCAACGAAUUCGUGGACGCCCCAUAUCUUUGUUCUCAAAUUCGAUUAGUCGAAAAGGAGCAAUCAUAGCGAGUUGGAAAUUCGUGGUUGGUUGGUGUUUGGGUCAAGAGCAAGUUUCGCAGAGAAUGAGGCUCUUUUUAGCUGACGAUCGCUUAGAAGAGUCUAAGCUCGCGUGCUACAUUUUUCGAGAAUAGUGUCACUGCUUUUUUCUUCUUCUUUUUUCUAUUUAGAUCAAGGUGACCAAAGCUUGACCUCGAUAGGCAACUCCUCGACGUCACGAGGAUAUCGAGGUGGUGUAGAGUCUAGGUUACGCAUGUGUCUUCAGAGUCCGUCAAUA
Fusarium odoratissimum NRRL 54006 is the source of this 2241-nucleotide messenger RNA. RefSeq lists its product as uncharacterized. The record is from RefSeq and is a predicted model, not a curated record. Bases 1721 to 2098 code for a protein of 125 amino acids. Lineage: Eukaryota; Fungi; Ascomycota; Sordariomycetes; Hypocreales; Nectriaceae. The transcript has a single exon.